AUGCGCCUCCUCUCCGUCCUUCUGCUCUGCCUGGCAGUCACGGAGACACAUGCCGCUUCCCCCCCGCGGUUGGUCCUCCGUCAAGAACCCUCUGGGGCGCCGCCCGCGGUCGACACCCCCACGCCAUCGCCGGCCGCUCCUGACCCUCCUAGCUCAAGUCAAAGCCCAGUGAUAUCCGACCCGACUCCCGUGGCUCCGGAUCCACCCCCAGUCUCCGUGCCGUCCGACCCAGUUACGGUGACUCAAGCCCCGGACACCAAUACUCAGACAGGCGGAACUCCUACGUCCUCAACGCCGACCGGGGAGCAGGUCACAUCGUCAGCCGUGGCCGACUGGCCGUGCCGGAGUGAAUGCAACGACCCCGGUUCCGGUAGUCUCCCAUCACUGUGCCAAGACAAGACCAGCGAGGCAUGCCGGGCGGAAUGCCGAUCGAACUCGAUCACGAUCUGUAUGGAUUGCGUCAAAGCCAACGCUGGAAAUCCGCAGGUCGAGGAACGGUAUCGCGAGAGGAUCGAGGGAUACUGGAACGAAUAUCAAGUGCCAUUCUGUGAGGCGGACACGCCCUGUGGGCUCGAGUGCGACAAUCCAGGCGCUGGCUAUGUUGCAACUGCUUGCGGCGAAAGUAAAGCGAGCACCUGGUGUCAAUACCAAUGCGGCGAAAACCCUAUCAGGAAGUGUCUGGAUUGUGUCAAGACCAACUCGGGGAAUCAACGUGUUCAAGAACUCUAUCUCCAGAAAGUCAAUGGACUGUAUGACGAGUACAUUGCUCCGUGGUGCGACUUGGCCGGAACCAAGUUCGGGUUGUGCCCCCUGUGUGACCAGCUCUCCGCUCUUUUGCCAAACUACAGGAAUUGUACCACCAAGGAGGAGUGCCAGUCUGGAGAUGGAUGUAGCGAAAGGAUUCUGUCUCUCGUGAACCAAUGCAAAGCCUGCAUGGACGUGGACAGCAAGGCGACCAGCGAGGGCAAGGCCGAGAUGGACAACUUCCUCAGCUGGCGCCAGGAAUGGUGCACCGGCACCACAAUCACCGACUGCAGUGCUGAGUGCGAGACGAUCGGAGCGGCCAUGAACGCCAGCUGCACGGACGGGAACAUUGCUUGCAGCGGCCUGUGUCCAAACUACCAAGCGGCGGAGAAGUGCUGGACGUGCCAGAACAGGUUUGACUUCCGCUACGCAUACCCGCAAGCCGCUCUUUCCUUCUAUUGCGAGCAGGAGGAAGGGAAGAACUGUGCCUGGGUUGGGGCGACAUACGCCAAAGACUGUGCUGCCCUCACGAACAAGAGCGAGUGUGUGCUUUGCGGUGGCGCGGACAGCCGCCCCGCUCUCGACAAGUGCAACAAAGAUGUGCCCAUCUCAGACCUGUACGCGCCGCAACAGGCCACAGUCAUGGACGCGCUCGCGCAAGUAUACGCCGGCUGCAUUAUCACCGGAGGGCCCAACCCCAAAGGGUGUGCGCAAGAGUGCGAAAGCAUUCUCCAGAGGUACACCGACAUGUGUCCACGCGCAUGUAAUGGGAUGUGUACGGCUGAGAACCUCGACGCCAUGGACGUGUGCAACGCCUGCGCACACAGCAACGAAAGUGUGUACUCGGACACGGUCAGAACUAGGAUCCGGGACCAUGUUGCCCACCUCGCGGACUGGUGCAACACCAUCGUAAUCGUAGAGAACAUCACGACGACUAUACCGGUCAAGCCCCCGGGGUCCGUCCAAGUCCCGGACCCGAGGGAUAUCAAGAACGAAGUGGACCGAGAGAACAGGAACCCGCCGCCACGCAAUACCACGACCCCUCGACCAAACCCGUUCGGCAACACGACAGUCCCGAUCAACACCAAGAGCGACAGCACGGGUGGCGGCGGCAUUCCGACAUGGGGCAUCGGCGUGGCUGCCGCUGGCAGUGUGGUCGUUGUUGCAGGCGCGGCAGCGGCAAUCAUCGCCAACGGGUAUGAGUGCGACCCUGACCACCGUCGCCUCCGUCGCAAGAAGAAGAACAAGAAGAAGAAGAAUAACAACAAUGACAUGCCGGCACCAGAGUGGCAGCAGGAGCCCGAGAAGCCCCAGGUCGUCGGGUACAUGAUGCCUACGCAGGAGUAUGCGCCGGUCCCAACUCAAGAGCCGCCAAACCCUCAAUAUGGCCAGCAUUACGCACAGGCGCCGUACGGCCAGUCCAGCGGGUAUCCCCAAGGGGGCCGAUACUGAAAGUGACGGAAUUACAAAAAUAUAAGAUCUAAGCGAAGGAAAACGGCCGGCGAGACAUGGCAAUGUACCAGUAUGCAAGGUUGUGGACUCGACUCCUUGACCUGCUCUCAGCAGCAGCGGCUCGGCUAAUAUGUACUGAACUCACCAGCAGGUCACACGCUCCCAGUGCCGCCGAAGUUCCAGCGAGAGCUGUGCAGCGCGACAGGGAACGUGAAUGGCAGCCCCACC
This is a messenger RNA of Cutaneotrichosporon oleaginosum, 2424 nucleotides long. RefSeq lists its product as uncharacterized. NCBI's taxonomy places the organism in Eukaryota, Fungi, Basidiomycota, Tremellomycetes, Trichosporonales, Trichosporonaceae. The record is from RefSeq and is a predicted model, not a curated record.